UACCCCCGCCGCGUCUGUUGUUGCUCAAGGAGCGGCUUGCAGCAGUUGAGAAUAGGAGGCUUCCCGCUUGCAGGGGGCGAAGGGCCGCGUUCUUGGGGCCAUGAGUCGCCUGGGCUCGGUGCAGCAGAAGGUGCCCUGCCUCUUCGUCACUCAAGUGAAGGAGGAGCCCUCGGCCAAGCGGGAGCGCCAGACUUUUAAAGUGUUGGCCACCAACUCAAUUAAUAAAAAGGCUUUAGCUGCAGAUAUAUACAAUGCAAUUCCAACAGAAAAGGUGGAUGGAACUUGCUGUUAUAUAACUACAUACAAAGGUCAUCCAUACCUUUGGGCCCGACUUGAUAGAAAACCAAACAAGCAAGCCGAGAAGAAGUUUAAGCAGUUUAUGUACUCAGCAGAACACUCAAAAGGAUUUACGUGGAAUAUUGAAGAUGAUUUCAGGUCUGUCCCUGAAUGCUGGAUUCCAGCCAAGGACAUAGAGUACUGCAAUGGAAAGCCUUUUCCUGAUGAAAACGGACACAUUCCAGGUUGGGUGCCAGUAGAAAAAAACAGCAAACUAUAUUGUUGGCAUUCUUCUGCUGUUGAUUAUGAGUAUGAACUUGCUCUCAUUCUGAAGCAUCAUGCUGAGGAACCUGAUCUUCUAGAAAUCUGUCCAGUACCUUUAAGUGAAUUUACAGAGCAAACACUGGAACUUAUUGGAACAAAUAUUAAUGCAAAUCCAUAUGGUUUAGGAAACAAGAAACAUCCUAUACAUCUUCUUGUGCCACAUGGAACAUUUCAGAUUAAAAAUGCACCAUCAAUAAAUCACAAUGAUAUAUUGGCUUGGCUUGAUGGAUGCAAAGAGGGGAAGAUUGAAGGGAUUGUGUGGCAUUGUCCUGAUGGAAAUUUAAUCAAGCUUCACAGACAUCAUCUUGGCUUGUCUUGGCCAAUUGUGGAUCCUUCUUUGGCAUCAAAACCAAUUACUGUCACUUUCAAUAGAGCCAAGUACAACUUUGAACCAAAGACUCUUUUUCAUUAUUUUUCAAAGUUGGAUGGACAAAGAUUCAGUAGUCUUAGAGAUAUAAUAAGUGACUUAUGACCAGGUCUCUUCAGAAAAUACAUUGAAUCAUCUGUAUGCCUGCUUCUUCAUUUAUAAUAAUCUAAAGAUGUUUAAAAUGUUUGUUGAAAUGUAAUAUAAAUUGUAUUAUGUCUACAUAUUCUUGACUGUAAAUACACACACACAUACACACGUACAUAUAUAACUGGAGAAACUUCAGUAGAAAAGCUAUAAAGAAAACCUUCAGUUCCUAAAGGUGAAAUAUGCAACAUGUUUUUUUUCAAGCAGUGAAAGUUAACUAUUAAUCUC
Molecule: messenger RNA, 1339 nt
Organism: Notechis scutatus (mainland tiger snake)
Lineage: Eukaryota; Metazoa; Chordata; Lepidosauria; Squamata; Elapidae
Gene: RLIG1
Product: RNA 5'-phosphate and 3'-OH ligase 1
Biological process (GO): response to reactive oxygen species
Molecular function (GO): RNA ligase (ATP) activity
Source: RefSeq, a predicted model, not a curated record